AUGGUGUUCUCUGCAACUACCAUGCCCUCUCCCCAAUUUGUUCGCAUUCUCUCUGUUCCUCAAAGUCAUACUCAAUCUCAAACUUCACUCUCUUUUCAAUUUCCACAGUCAAAUCUAAAUCGAACAAGGCCGCUUUCAAUUCGAUCAGUUUCAGCCCUAGUUUCUGGUGCACCUGCAUCUAGGGUUGUGGCACCUGCAAUAUCACUUACGGAUAAUGCACUGAAGCACUUGAAUAAGAUGAAGUCUGAGCGAAGUGAGGAUUUAUGUUUAAGAAUAGGUGUAAAACAGGGUGGGUGCUCUGGUAUGUCGUACACUAUGGAUUUUGAGGACAAGACUAAUACAAGGUCAGAUGACUCCAUCAUUAAGUACAAUGGUUUUAUAAUUGUUUGCGAUCCUAAGAGCCUACUCUUCAUAUUUGGCAUGCAGUUGGAUUAUAGUGAUGCCUUGAUUUGGGGAGGUUUCUCUUUCAAGAAUCCGAAUGCGACACAAACUUGUGGUUGUGGCAAAUCCUUCGCUGCGGAAAUGUAA
This is a messenger RNA of Arachis duranensis, 528 nucleotides long. Its product is annotated as iron-sulfur assembly protein IscA, chloroplastic-like. Gene Ontology annotation, cellular component: chloroplast stroma. The record is from RefSeq and is a predicted model, not a curated record. Gene Ontology annotation, biological process: iron-sulfur cluster assembly. NCBI's taxonomy places the organism in Eukaryota, Viridiplantae, Streptophyta, Magnoliopsida, Fabales, Fabaceae. Gene Ontology annotation, molecular function: iron-sulfur cluster binding; protein-macromolecule adaptor activity. The transcript is spliced from 3 exons. Bases 1 to 528 code for a protein of 175 amino acids.